AUGGCGACCACUGCAGCGCUCCAGAAGCUCCAGAACCCUCCCGAGGACUUGGAGCCGACGCUCCAGUCCAUCCUCGAUCAAAAGUCGCUGCGAUGGAUCUUCGUGGGUGGUAAGGGUGGUGUUGGAAAGACAACAACGUCCUGCUCUCUCGCUAUUCAGCUCGCAAAACAUCGCAAAUCCGUCUUGCUCAUCUCUACGGACCCCGCCCACAACCUGUCAGAUGCCUUCAACCAGAAGUUCGGCAAGGAUGCGCGCCUAGUCAAUGGCUUCGACAAUUUGAGCGCCAUGGAAAUCGACCCCAACGGUAGUAUACAGGAUCUUCUCGCUGCUGGUGGCGAGGAGGGUCAGGAUCCUAUGGCUGGACUUGGUGGAAUGGGCAACAUGAUGCAAGAUCUGGCCUUCAGCAUUCCCGGUGUCGAUGAGGCCAUGUCAUUCGCCGAAGUCCUCAAGCAGGUCAAGUCCAUGUCCUACGAGACCAUCAUAUUCGACACCGCGCCUACUGGUCACACACUGCGCUUUCUGCAAUUUCCCACUGUCAUGGAGAAGGCUCUGAGUAAGGUUUCGCAGCUGUCGCGUCAGUUUGGACCUAUGUUGAACGGUUUCCUGGGUGGCGGUGGACGCCUGCCAAAUGGUCAGAGCAUGGAUGAGCUUGUCGAGAAGAUGGACGCGCUACAGAAGACCAUUGCUGAGGUCAACGGUCAAUUCAAGGACGCAGAUCUCACAACCUUUGUGUGCGUCUGUAUCCCAGAGUUCCUGUCGCUGUACGAGACCGAGCGCAUGAUCCAGGAACUUAACAGCUACGAGAUUGACACUCACUCGAUUGUGGUCAACCAAUUGCUGUUCCCCAAGCAGGAUAACCCGUGCGAACAGUGCAAUUCACGCAGAAAGAUGCAGAAGAAGUACCUCGAUCAGAUCGAGGAGCUCUACGAUGAGUUCAAUGUCGUCAAGAUGCCACUUCUUGUCGAGGAAGUCCGUGGCAAGGAGAAAUUGGAAAGCUUCUCUAAUAUGCUCGUCGAGCCUUUUGUGCCUCCUCAGUAA
Molecule: messenger RNA, 1038 nt
Organism: Boeremia exigua
Lineage: Eukaryota; Fungi; Ascomycota; Dothideomycetes; Pleosporales; Didymellaceae
Product: anion-transporting ATPase-like domain-containing protein
Exons: 3
Coding region: 1-1038 (345 amino acids)
Biological process (GO): post-translational protein targeting to endoplasmic reticulum membrane
Cellular component (GO): GET complex
Molecular function (GO): ATP hydrolysis activity; ATP binding
Source: RefSeq, a predicted model, not a curated record